CUCUGCGCCUCGUUUUUCACUUUCUCAACCACUCUUUCUCUGCGCCCCGUUCUUCUAAUCCUUCAACAACCCACCAAAUACACAAAUCCAACCAUGCCCGUCCUAAACGCAUGGCGCAUCUUCUCGCUCGCGACCCUCAGCAUCGUGCUGUACUUUGCCUUCUUCAAAACCGACGAUGAGAAGAGCGCUGUCUCCCGCAAGAAGAGGGCUCCGACCAUGUCGGCUUGGAACAAUCUCCCUUCCACCUGCAACGCCGCAAACCAAAUGGCCCUAACCUUCGACGAGGGCGCCACGACCCCGCAGACCCUCGGGCUCCUCGACGGGCUGGUCACGGCUAAUCUGAAGGCGACCUUCCAUGUCAUUAGCGCGUACCUGACCACGUCGACUUUUAAUGCGACGCUGAAGAGGGUUUAUACUGAUGGGCAUGUUGUUGGGAUUCGCCUGAGGCCCGCGUUGACGGCCAACACGAUGACCAUCGCAGCGUUGCAGGCCGAGCUUCUUAGCGAAGCUCAGGCCGUCCGCGAUGUGAUUGGCGUGUACCCGAAAUUCGUCCGUUUCGCGUACGGAGAUAUGACCCCUGAGAUCCUGGCCAUGUUGGAUGCCAACGGGUUUGUUGCUACUGGGUUCUCGGUCGACAGUCAGGAUUACGCCCCCUCCCACUCUGUAAACGAAGCCGACAAAGCCUCCAUCGGCACCUACAUCAACGCCCAAGCCACCGCCAACGGCUACCCCAGCAUCUCCCCCAUCGUCAUCCUCCGCGCAAACCUCGACGUCACAGCCAACAACAUCGUCCCCAUCGUCGCGGCCCUGCGCAACGCUAGCGCCUCCCGCGUGUUUGUCACCCUCGAUAAAUGUCGUGGGAUUGCCAGCCCGUACAGGACCAGUAACGACCCGCCCGGUGGUGCUGCUGCGGCACCCACCACCCCGGCUGCUGCGGCUUCCCCGACUACGACCGCGGCUGUGGCCAAUCAGCCUGCCCCGCCUGCGGACCCGGCCCCGGCUGCCACCUCGACUGGUACCGGUGCGGGCCCGACUUCCGGAGCCGUAAAGAACGCGUUGACUUUGGCGUUCGCUGGCCUGUUGGCCGUUUUUGCGGUCGCUUGUCUUCUCUAAGCUUUUCGUAAAACUUUGUUUUUACGCUACAUUCCCCUUGAAGACCUUCAUCAGCCACGGCCGCUCAUACUUCCUCGCCGGCAAGGUGGGAUACUAGCAGAUAGACAAACGCGCCGUGAGAAACAGAAAAAGAACAGGAGUUAACCAGAUACAUGAAGAGACUUUUUGGAAAACAAUCACAAAAAAAUGACAUUUCUUUUUCUGCCAAUCUUACCUGGAGUUUAGGGAUGACUUGGA
Messenger RNA from Fimicolochytrium jonesii, 1350 nucleotides. RefSeq lists its product as uncharacterized. The record is from RefSeq and is a predicted model, not a curated record. Lineage: Eukaryota; Fungi; Chytridiomycota; Chytridiomycetes; Spizellomycetales; Powellomycetaceae. The coding region runs from base 94 to 1113 and encodes 339 amino acids. Gene Ontology annotation, molecular function: chitin deacetylase activity. Gene Ontology annotation, cellular component: membrane. The transcript is spliced from 6 exons. Gene Ontology annotation, biological process: carbohydrate metabolic process.